Molecule: messenger RNA, 3138 nt
Organism: Solenopsis invicta (red fire ant)
Lineage: Eukaryota; Metazoa; Arthropoda; Insecta; Hymenoptera; Formicidae
Exons: 6
Coding region: 245-802 (185 amino acids)
Source: RefSeq, a predicted model, not a curated record
UUCUUCGUUCAUAGCAAUUGUACACGAUGUUAACACGAGAUAUGAUGCCGAUUCGUUAAGGCGAAAGAGGCAAAAGCUUAAUAACAGCUCAAGCUCCAUACUUUUCAAACAUGUAGCAGAAACUGAGAAGCAUGCUGGAAAUCAAGCAAUUAGUUUCAAUAUCGUCAAAGCUGAGCCAUCCGAGCGGAUAUCGCCAUUCGGCGGUGGUCUAGUCGCAAAUACAGGCGGUUUCAAUUUACAACCUAUGCGAUCGUCUCCGCAAGCACAAAGCAGUAUACAAACCUUAAGGCCUCAAAUAUCACCAAGACGAACACCAUCUCCUAUGGAAUACAGUACCUACAAUCCAUCUCUAAUACAACAGCAGUAUCAACCAAACAUUCAACCAAUAAUGCAACAAUCAAAUAUGUCGGUAACGGACGUUCAACAAUUCUCGUAUCAAUCGCAGUUACCAGAUCAAUCGCAAUUACAUCAGCCGGAACCAAACUUGCUGAUGUUAAACAAAGUUACGCCAAUAAAUCAAGGUGGUUUACAGCCGUUAAAUAACAUCGGUACCGCAGGAGCCGCAUGUCUGCUAGACAUGGAUAGUCAGCAAUUCAAUUUUGACUGGAAUUCCGCUGAUCUCGCAGAUUUUGGAGCAAAUCUUUCCGCAAAUUUGUCAACUGGAUUAUCCAUUUCCGAUGCUAUACAGCCUGAAGUAAAUAAUGAAGAUAGAAACGAGCGUAUUUCUUGGUCAAACCAAGACCUACAACUUUCCGCUUUGAAUAAGAUACUCAAAACUAAUAAUCGAGACAACGACAUCUAAGGAUACAACUACUUGUUAUCAAAAGAUAUGAUUUUGCGAUAUAUAUAUAUAUAUAUAUAUAUAUAUAUAUAUAUAUAGUAUAUAUGUAAUAUAUAAAAAUACUGUGUGUGUGUGUGUGUGUGUGUGCGUGCGUGCGUGCGUGCGUGAGAAAGAAAGAGAUGCUAUAGCAUAUCUUAUCCGAAUGAGUCUUGUUGGUAGAAAUGGUUGUUUUUUUAACCAUUACCAGAUUGAUCAUAAACAAUUGUAAUUUAGAAACUCGAGUUUCAGAUGCAGUUUUACACACGUGUUCUCUUCACUUGCUCCAGAAAGAUCAUUUAAAUUAUUUCUUAUAAAGAAAAAAAUUACCUAAAAGCACAUUAUGUUGUAAAAGGACAAACAGAGAGCGCAAUAAGAAGUAUAUUUUCUUGCUUAAUCUAUAUCUUGUUUACACCUAAAUUAAAUUUAUUAUUUCGAGAAAUUUACAGAUUUAUGACAAAGAACAAGAAGAGACACUCUGUUCUAACUAAAUAUUAUUAAUACACAAUUGUUACAUACUCAUUGACGAAUAUUAGUUGAAACAAUAUAUUAUAUAAAUAUUUAGUUGCUUUUGUGAUACAAUUUAUCUGAUAAUUAUACGUAAUCAACAUUAUCUACCCAAGAUAAAUUGUUCGGUCGGUGAUCUGAAACCAACAUUGGUGCGAAGCGUUCGUUCGUUUGCCGACGUUACAGAUCGAGACGUUAUUAAAAGCGGUUUGAUACGAAAUAUUGAUUGUGCGUGAAGUAAUACUCUGACUGUGAUCAAAGUUCAUAACUUGUUUUUCAUACGUAGAUUAUACGAUUCUUUGCGACAAAUAGAGUUACGCGCAGUAACCAGAGGAAAUUUCGUCUUAAUGGGUAAGAGCUCGCGGGCAAUAUUGUAAAUUAUUAGAUUAGAUACACAUUUUUUUUAUGCUUACUGUUAUUGCAUUUUUAUCCUUUGUGCACAGUUACAUUUUUACAAAAUCACAAUCACGGACAAUUUGUACAAUUAUACAUUUGACAUAUCGUUGUCAUAUUUAGGAUUAACAUUUACUCAAAGAGAGCGUAGACGGCGGAAGAGUAUGUUGAAGAGUCAACGUACUCAAAAAUUUUCGGUAAACGUUCUCCGUCCAGAUACUUCAUUUUACAUGUUUUACAGGAGCUUUAAAAGUAACAUGUAAGAGGAAAAGUGCAAUUCUCUAAUCUAACCGAACAAUUUUUAUUAGUAAGUAACAUAGCGAUGACAUUGUUUCGAUGUAAACAUAUAUUUUUACAAUCACCUCAGGUAAUUUAUUAUUAUAACGUGCAGGAAAUGUAAGUAACCUUAUAUCUAAGAACUAUACUUUAUUAUUUUACUAUAUACCUGUAAUGUAAAUAAACAGAAUUGUUAUAAAUAUAAAGAAAGAGUGGUGUUUGGCUUUAACAAUCUCGUAUAAAUUCCAGGAUUUUAUUGCUUUAUACAUAUAUAUGUAUGUCAUACGCGAGUUUUCUUUGAUGAAAAAUAUCAUUGUAGACAUCGGGUGAAAAAUGAAACGCAAUGGAAAAUGAAGAAACAGUAAAAUGAUACAUACACGCAUCGAUCCAACUGUAUGUCGGAUCAUUUUGUAAGCAUUUAAUAUCCUGUUUAGAGAUACAACAAAAGUGCAUAUUUACAGUUACGACUGCGUAUUUACAUAACAUCGAUCGAUAAGUAGCGCUCUCGUACACUUAGCGUGAAAAAGUCGGCAGUGAACGCUUGGGAUUAUCUCAAUGUAAAAAUGUAGCUUACAUAUAUGUAUAUAUAUAUAUACGGCAUACAACUGUCGUAUAAUAUCACUACUUUACAAUCUUUCUCAGGCGGCGUCCCUGAAUUGCACAAAUGUAUUCGCAAGGAUACGACAAUACAUUAUGCAAGUAUAUGUAAUCCACGCGAACGGGGAAGAAAAAAUUCGCUUCACACACAUGUGAAGAAUAAAAAAGCCAUCCGUUGUUGUUUUCCAAAAUGUAUUUACUUAAAAAUACAAUGAAAGUUUCAGUUCUGAUGGAAUGGGCAGAAAUAUAUAGUCUGUGGUGUGUCGGUUACUUGCUUAUACGUUGAGAGAGAUGAUGCAAAUGGUAUCCUGUACAAAAGUAGCUUGAACAAGACUUAUGAACACACAAACCAAAUUCUUAGCCUAGGAUUUUUCGUUUACGUCAAAAUCGUGUGACACACUCACACGUGUCAUUUGCCGGAUUUAAUGUCUUAAAACUUCUUUUUAUGCUUACCUAACAAACGUAGGGGUGUAACGGUACGUGUGGGCGAUCAGCCUGAUUGAGUGUAAGACCCGUUAGCACCAGUAAGUGAAUUUUGCGAAUCGCAU